CGUAACCAUUUUGACUCCCAGCCUCGACAACAUAAUCGCUCGUUUAGCGCAAGAGAAGAGAAAUCUGUUCAAUGACAAUGGACUGCAUAGAAAAAAAUAUGAUGGCCACUGGAUUUUUCUCGUUAACACGACGGUAUAUAAAUCAGAUUACAGCCAUUAUAUGAUGUCACUUGUAGAUGUCGAUUCAAACGAGAAACAACAUGUUUAAGUUGAUGCUAUUGGCACAGCUAUGUUUGGCCACAGUGUCAUUAUCAUUGCCCUCGGCGUCGACGUCAAAAGGCGUGAAGAGAGAUAUUGCCAGUCCAGGAAGCAUCGCCAACUUGUUCGCACGUGACGAUGACUUGUACUACAAUCAGUAUCCUGGCUAUGCCGGAGGUUAUGGCUAUAGUUAUGGCUACUAUCCUCGCGCAACUGACGUCAUCUCGCCAUUAUAUUAUAACGACGGCUAUGGCACCGGUUGGGGUUAUGGAGCCGGACUUGGCAGAACUGUCGCAUCUUAUCCCUAUUAUUACAGUGCGUGGCCUGGAUACUAUGGAUAUAAUCGUUAUCGGUACGGUGGAUAUGGUGCAGGAGUAGGCUAUGGACUCGGCGGCUACGGACAUAGUUAUUAUUAAGCCAUAUUAUAUUGUGGGCUUGGACUACUACUGAAACUUUACAAGGAUGCCUGCGUACUUGAGAAAGUUAGCAGCAGAGUUAUAGCAUUUGAUGGAUAUGCGUAAGAGAUAUUCAUUAAAUGCCGAUUGUAGUCAUUGAAGAAAAUGAAUUGAUUUUUUUAAAUAUAUUUGCACUAAAUAAAUAUUUAUAUUGUGAAUGUUAUACCAAAUUUGUAAGUAAAUAAAGUGAA
This is a messenger RNA of Phymastichus coffea, 844 nucleotides long. RefSeq names its product prisilkin-39-like. Lineage: Eukaryota; Metazoa; Arthropoda; Insecta; Hymenoptera; Eulophidae. The transcript has 4 exons. The record is from RefSeq and is a predicted model, not a curated record. The coding region runs from base 177 to 614 and encodes 145 amino acids.